Molecule: messenger RNA, 1537 nt
Organism: Histoplasma capsulatum G186AR
Lineage: Eukaryota; Fungi; Ascomycota; Eurotiomycetes; Onygenales; Ajellomycetaceae
Exons: 2
Coding region: 221-1537 (438 amino acids)
Source: RefSeq, a predicted model, not a curated record
ACGAUGAUCUUGCAUACCCCAAAGUUACCACCUCUGUUGAACGAAGCUAUCGUCGUUUGGCAAAGCGUAAGAUGCUAUUCGACAUACCCUUGCACUGCGAUUUGAAUAUCGAGCCCACACCACAUUUGCUGACGGUCGCUCAAUGUGGCCGCAGCCCCUGCGGUUCGUCUGAUCUUUCUACGACGUCACUUGGCGUCGUGAUCCACCUACCGCAAACAUGAUGCGUCCAAGCGAUCCUCGAUUCCGCCAGACCAUCAAUCAGAUCUCCCACAACUUAGAAUCCGCGAAUGAAACUGCCCAAGAAGGGAUAUAUACCUUUUCGCAUAACUACAUCGGCCCGUGCUUCGCGGGCAUUAAGAAUGGCGUCCGAUCCUGCACAUCUGCUUGCUUUCCCAGCCGUGAAGACCAAUUACGUCGUCGCAGGCGUGGCAGGUCAAGUGGUCGAGCAGAGUAUGACUUUGAUUUCUAUGAUGACUGGGACUACGAUGAGGAUACGACGACUGAUAGCCUGUUGGGCUGGGGAACUGAUGAAUUGGACAGAUUACUAGCUGGAAGUAGUGGCGCGCGGGGUCCUGCAGACCAGCCACGAAGACAUCGCCGUAUGAGCUAUGGCGCUCGCGGUGGCCGUCGGAAAAGCACUGCAUUGCCCAAUGAUGAAAGGCGCGAUCCUACGGUUAUCCCCAGUUCUUCAUUCCUUGGAUUUUUAGAACGUUUCCCCUGGAGAAUUGGUGCCAGAGGCAUAAGAUAUAGGCCCUCUGCAGCUGACUUGCAAGAAAAUCCGGGAGGAACACGACGGGAUACUAUGGAGAGCGAACCUCUGAUUGAGGGGAGUGAUGAGAGCGACAUGGACGGUUCUAAGGAUGAUGAGGGUUUGCCUGCGACGAAAACUAGAUUAAGGAGCGGUACUCAAUCAUCACGAGAAACUAGCAAUUCCUUAAGCUCGCGCGGCGAUCUCCUACCCAGCGAUGAAGAAGAAGAUGCUGUUCCCCUUGACGACGAAUUUGCCAUGACAUUAGGCCGCCGGGACACCUGGGGAUCAGGAUUGCAAGACGCCCCGCCUGCAAGUAGAUCUGCCUCUGGAAUAUCAAUGAAAACCACAGAAUCCUCCAAAGACUCGAGAACUUCAGGCAAAGGAAAAGGAAAGCGGAGGAAGAAUCGAAGGAGAACUGUCUCUUCCAAGUCCCCUAAAUCACCAGUAUCAGACGGAGAAAUGAGAGAAACAACGCAAAUUCCUUCUUUGCUAGACUUGAAGAGAGAGGAAGAGCAGGCUCGAUACAAAGAAGAGAUGGAAAUUGAUCGGAAGCGACAGGCUGCGCAGAAGCUCGCUCGAGAACGCGGCUUAAGCGUGGAUGAAGAUAAUGGAGAGCCUGUAAACGAAAAUGACGACAUCUCACAAGACCCGCAACGCGAACAACAACUACUUGGCGACGCAACUCACAAACUCCCUUCGUCUCAGGGGCAAGGUUUACACUCGACAGACAUAGACAAACCACCUAAUCCUGUAGAUAAUCGAGAUCCACCAGAUCAAGAGCCAUAA